CUCGGAUACCAUUCUCUGAGCUAGUUCAGUUUGCGUUUGUUGCCCGUGAAGGAUGCCUUCUGCCAACCCCAAACUAGAGAAACAGGCCUCUACGGAGACCGCGGAACCCAUACGCCAAGCGAUCGUCGUAAUCGAGCACAAGAUACGGAAUCUCGAGAAGCGUAAGGGUAGGCUAGAGUCGUACAGGGAUCUGCAGAAGAACGGGAGAGAGCUGAACUCUGACCAAAAAACAGCAGUUGCCAAAUAUGAUGAAGUGCUCCAGACCUUGGAUAUUACUCGGGACCUAUACAAGCAAAUUGUCGCUAUCGCCAAUGAUGCGGUCAAACAGCAAAAGAAGUUGGCGCGAAAGGAAGCCCUUGAACGAAUGCAACAGGAUAUCGCAAAAGUACGAGAAGUGCUCCUUAUUCAAAACACCUUGACAAACAUGGGUACUGAUUCUGCUAAGGAUGAUUUCCUUAAUGGCAAAAACGGUGCUAUAAAGCUGUCGGAGGAAGAAUUAAAGUGCCUGGACAGCUUUUGCAAUGAAAUAACGGCAAAACAUCAACGCGAGGAAGGUGAGCCAACUUUCCUUCAGCAAGUUCAGAAAGUCGCGGAGCAUUAUAUUGCGCUUAUUGAGGGAAAGCAACGUGAAGUAGUUGGCACUACUUACAACAAGUUGAAGGACAUCAUUGCGAAUAUCAAUCAGUGCGGCUAUUUUGAUCAGGUUCACGAAUCCGAGACUGCACCUGCAGAAGAGGUUAUCGAAGUUCUAGCUGAAACACAAAUUACUGAUGCGACAACGGCGCAGGAACAAGUGAAUGAAGAAUACAACAGCAACGACAGGCACAUUCCACCGGAAUCCAUGAUACCCAUUCCAAAUUUUCCCGUGCAAGUUGCCCCUCUUCCCGUUGUUUCCGGUGCCGCACCAGUCUCGGGACCUAUUCCGGUUGUACCGCAACCUAUACCGCCGCACCCAGCUGCCCCGGUCGAUACUCCUUACUACACGAACGCUACCAACUUUGUUCCGCAGCAGCAACAACAACAACCACAGCAGAACCAACAAUCUCAACAACAACCACCGCCAGCUCCUAGAAUCAACGACGUUAUAGGCACGCCGAACUUCUUCUUUUUGCAGGAGUCCGAGCUCGAUUCGCCAGACGUCACGUCACAGGCACCUAUCGUACCGCACAUUCCUCCCGCAGUUAAUGCGCCGAUUCCAUCGCAGACCUUCACGAACCAGAAUUUCGCAAACGCACCUGUUGGCGUACCCCAGCAAGUUAUAUAUCAGCACCAGCCGCCACAAGAUAUGUCACACAUUCCCGGAUUUGCAAAUCCUAAUCCACCACCGCCAAUCCCGAUGCCACCCUCUCAUCAACAGUCGAACAUGCAGUACAGUCCGCAGCAUCCAACUGGUUUCCAACCGCAACAGUCACAGCAGCAGAAUGGAGGACAGCAACUACCUCAACCAGGGCAGGCGCAAAACUUCGAACAGACGCCCCAUCAACAACAGGAACCUCAAGCGUCCACUGAGGAGAAAACUGAAAAUGGUUCGAGUGAGACUAAUGCCGUUAUGGAAACAGAACUGGAACAACAAACUGAAUCUGUGGACUGGUGCCAGAUGACCGAAACUAAUGAUUGGAAUCAAUCCGAUCAGCAACAACAAUCUGCUCAAGAUUCUCAACAAAUAUCACAACAACAAACAUCUCAACAGACUUGGGCUGAUCAACGUGGCGGAUAUAGAGGAAGGGGAGGCAGAAGAGGAACCUCAAACGGCUAUAACGGUAGAGGCAGGGGUAAUUACCAGCAAAAUGGACGUGGAGGACAAGGCACAUAUUAUCGCAACGACAGUAAUUACCAAAAUGGAUAUCAACAACGUUCUUGGGUGAACAAUGACGGAAAUAAUGGAUACAAUAGUGGUUUCAAGCGUGGUGGACCCAGGGGAGGUCCACGAAGCGAGCGUGGCAUAGAUCGAGGUGGUCGUGGGCAAUUCCGUGGCCAAAGAGGGGGUAAUCGAGGCGGAUAUGCCCCACGUGGCAAGCCCCAUACGCAACAAUAAACGAGAAAAGGAAAAGAGGAGGACGUAUAAAUGCACAGUGAAAUAUUAUAUAACGAUGUUCUUACGAUUCAACUGUCUGUUUACGAAAAAGCUUAAGUCGAAAUAAUGCAUUUGCAAUACGAAGUGAGACUUCAAGUUUAGGUACCGUGCAGUAUCGCGUGCAUGAGUAUUAUAUAUAAUAACUUUGAUAUUAAACAAACGAUCUUUAAGUGAGAUAUGUAGUUUUUGUAAUAUACAGAAAGAUCUGUAUAACGUGUUUUUUAUCUAUUACAUAUAUUCACACGUUGCAUUAAAUAAUUUCACGGGAAUAAAGUUGAUUAGUUAUAAAACGAGACAUAGUUUUGCAUCUGAUGCAACACCUACGUAUGUCCUACGCGAUGUUAAUAUGAAAAAAAAAGAAAAAAAAAUUUGACGAACCCCCUCAAACACGUGUGCUAAUAUUUGCUUGCGGCUUAGGAUAUUUCUUAAAUAUGACAUUGAACAAAUGAAACUUUUGCAUUUGAAUUUAGUAUCUUCAAUCAUGAGGAUUAAAGUUGAUACAAAGAUGACGCAGAAAGGGAACAUUGUGAUAUAAACGGAGCUGUACCAAAUUCAGAAGUGUGAACCUACCAUUGCAAGUAUUAUUGUGUUGUGACAGAAGGCAGGUUUCACAGGGCAACAACAGCUAAUCUGUAAAGAUUAGAAGAAAUAUAUAUAUAAUAAUUUUAUUAUAAAAAAAAUAAAAAAAAAAGAGAACUCUCACCUAACAAACAUUUCACGCAAAGACAAACAAAACGUAUUUAAAGAGUAACGUUAAGAUUACAAGUAUAUAGGCGAUCUGCACGACCAUCUCUUCGUCUUGCGGCGCAUCGUUCCAGAGAGAAUUUUCUAAAAUACCAGAAAAAAGAGGAUACAAGCGAGCAAUGCCUUCUACUGCUAAAUAUUAUAUCUUCUUGAUUUCAUAUCCCGAUCUGCUAAGUAGUGGUUAUAUAAUUUUUCUUUAAAAGCGAAAACGUGAAAAAUGGAGAGUUGCACGUGAACUUAACUACCUUAGUGUGAUCAUGGAACUUUUCACAUUUCCGCUUUUAGGUAAAAGUUACGUGAUCGCCAUUCUUAUUGGCGUAUGAAUUGGAGAGGCUUAACGAGAUAGAUGGUUAACAAAUUUAUCGUGAGAUUUAAGUAGUUCAAGAGUUGUAAAUGAUUCACGGAUAUGUAAAUUCUGUAAAAGGCAUUUUUCACAUAGUGUAAUAUGUGUUGUGACACCGUAUACAUUAUUUAUGUGUCGCUCCCGCUUCUGUUUUUUCUGCGUGAUUCCAAAAAUUCUUCACGGUCGUCGCCCAUGCAAUUGGCCAAACGAAAGAGAUCGCGGUGCAAUGUCCUCGUUUAACGAUGCGAUGCAUUACCUGAUUUUUUGUAUUACGAAACAAAAAAGAAUAAGAGGAAAUGAAUGAUUAUUUUUAAAACCGAGGAAGCGACAGGCGCGCGGAGCUUUAGAAUAAGUCAAGUUCGGUGUAUAAUUACUAGAGAGAGAGAGAGAGAGAGAUUGAUUGAUUGAUUGAUUGAAAGAAAGAUUGAAAGAGAGAGAGAGAGAGAGAGAAAGAGAGAGAAAGAAAGAAAGAGUAUACGCUUUUCACAGCGUAUUGCCGAAUAAGUCACGCUCCACACCGCUAAACACGUGAUGAAGAGUACUAUUUAAUUGUAUCUCGUUUGUACAUUUGUGUUUAAUCACUCCCCUCUUCUCCCUCUUCCCGUCUAAAAUUAUGUUAAAUUAUCCUAUAAAACUACUUAUGUAUCUUCCAAAUAAAGAUCUAAUUGAUCCCUGCUAA
Messenger RNA from Dinoponera quadriceps, 3840 nucleotides. RefSeq names its product caprin homolog (gene Capr). The record is from RefSeq and is a predicted model, not a curated record. Gene Ontology annotation, cellular component: cytoplasm. Lineage: Eukaryota; Metazoa; Arthropoda; Insecta; Hymenoptera; Formicidae. The transcript is spliced from 6 exons. The coding region runs from base 53 to 2035 and encodes 660 amino acids. Gene Ontology annotation, molecular function: RNA binding.